This is a messenger RNA of Passer domesticus (house sparrow), 12938 nucleotides long. RefSeq names its product synaptotagmin 10 (gene SYT10). Gene Ontology annotation, biological process: regulation of calcium ion-dependent exocytosis; calcium-ion regulated exocytosis; cellular response to calcium ion. The record is from RefSeq and is a predicted model, not a curated record. Gene Ontology annotation, cellular component: plasma membrane; exocytic vesicle. The coding region runs from base 177 to 1745 and encodes 522 amino acids. Gene Ontology annotation, molecular function: phosphatidylserine binding; calcium ion binding; SNARE binding. The transcript is spliced from 7 exons. Lineage: Eukaryota; Metazoa; Chordata; Aves; Passeriformes; Passeridae.
UUUUCUUUUUUUUUUUUUGCCUCCCCCCGCUCCUUCACUACUUCUUCGGUGCACUCGCGCCGCUCCCGCCGCCGCCGCCGCUCGGUGCCGCUCCGCUCCCCGCGGGAGGCAGCGCGGGUCGGGCGCGGAGCCGUCCCGCGCCGGCCAUGGCCUAGCGGCGGCGGCCGGGCCACACGAUGAGUUUCCCGGCGGAGGACGGCGUGGGCAGCCUCUGCCACAAGGCGCUGCAGAUCAUCUCGGAGCUGUGCCUGGGCGGGCAGGUGGAGCGGGAGAAGUGCGCCGGCAUCUUCCCCCUGGAGAGCGCCCGGCAGGGCAUCGGCGGCACAGAUGUCUCAGUCAGUCUCUUAGCAGUUGUCGUCAGCUUCUGCGGGCUCGCCUUGCUGGUGGUCUCGCUUUUUGUCUUUUGGAAGUUGUGCUGGCCCUGCUGGAGGAGCAAACCUCUCACCUCCAGUGCCAGUAAUGUCCCGCAGAGCAGCUCCAGCGCUCCCACGGAGGUUUUGGAGAACAGCGAGAAAAAGGAAGUUAAAGAAAAUGGGAAACCUACGACCAAGGUGCUUGAGGCUGCGCUGAAAAUCAGCCACACUUCACCUGAUAUACCAGCAGAGGUGCAGAACGCACUGAAGGAGCACCUGAUCAGACAUGCUCGGAUGCAGAGGCAGAUCACGGAGCCCACGUCCUCAUCAAGGCACAAUUCCUUCAGGAGGCACUUGCCAAGGCAGAUGCAAGUGUCCAGUGUUGAUUUUAACAUGGGGACAGACCCGGUUUUGCAAAGGGGAGAGACCACAACCAGCAUUGGGAGAAUAAAACCAGAACUCUACAAACAGAAGUCUGUGGAUUCUGAUGGGCAACAAGAAGAUGUGAAAACAUGUGGAAAACUUAACUUCACUCUCCGGUAUGAUUAUGAGAAUGAACUUCUGGCUGUCACAAUUGUCAAAGCCUUAGAUCUGCCUGCUAAAGACUUCACAGGAACAUCCGACCCCUACGUUAAGAUUUAUCUGCUUCCAGACAGGAAAAAGAAAUUUCAGACACGAGUUCACAGAAAGACAUUAAAUCCAGUCUUUGAUGAAACCUUUCAGUUUCCUGUAGCCUAUGAUCAGCUCAGCAACAGGAAAUUGCAUUUCAGUGUUUAUGAUUUUGACAGAUUUUCUAGACAUGACAUGAUUGGGGAAGUUAUUCUUGAUAACCUUUUUGAAGUCUCAGAUCUCUCCAGGGAAGCCAAUGUAUGGAAAGACAUCCACUGUGCCACCACAGAAAGCAUAGAUUUGGGUGAGAUCAUGUUUUCCCUUUGUUAUUUGCCUACUGCUGGGAGAAUGACUUUGACAGUCAUCAAAUGUCGGAAUCUCAAAGCAAUGGAUAUAACUGGUGCAUCAGAUCCAUACGUCAAAGUGUCGCUGAUGUGCGAGGGACGGAGGCUGAAAAAGCGGAAAACAACCACAAAGAAGAACACUCUGAAUCCUGUUUAUAAUGAGGCCAUCAUCUUUGAUAUCCCUCCAGAGAACGUGGACCAGGUCAGCCUCUCCAUUGCAGUGAUGGAUUAUGACAGAGUAGGGCACAAUGAGGUCAUUGGAGUGUGCCGGACAGGAAUUGAUGCUGAAGGCCUUGGAAGAGAUCAUUGGAAUGAAAUGUUGGCUUACCCACGUAAACCAAUAACUCACUGGCACCCACUACUAGAGCUACCUGGCCGAGCAACCAGUUUUGAUAGCCAGGGAUCCUGUUCCUCACCCAAACCACCGCUUACACCCUAGGAGCCAGGAUGGAUCCAUCAUGCUCAGUGUCCAAAGCUCCCCCACAGCUCACAUCUACAUCAACAGAAGGUUUGGAUUCUGCAGAUGAACUGUAUCCAUAUUUUUUUAUCAAAAUACAUCUUUCCUAUUCUAAGUCUUAUACGACAAUUUAUAAUAAUUUGUUAAAGUGUGGAUGAAGUUGACUUGAGUCAAAUAUAACCCUUCCUUCUGCAAAUUCAUUCACCUGUUUUAUCUCUGGCAUAUAUCCAGGGCAGUGGUUUGAUGGGGCCUCUAUCUUUUCAGAGGCAAAGAAACCAGAAAAAAAAAAGAUCCCUUAAGUAAUUCAAAACUACUGCGCCUUUUAACACCUAAUUCUUUUGAGGUAGAGCAAUUAGUCAUAUACAGCUCAUGUAGUAAAUUCCUUCUAAAUUGCACUAAAUCCUCUAUGACUUUGCAAGAUAGCACUUCAAACUGAAUGUUGCAUGAAAAAAAACAAAACACUGUUGUCAUGUUUUGAGUAUCUGGAAAAUCAGUUCAUUCCUUGGGCAGGGAGGAAGGGCUGAUUUAAGAGCCAAUGAGGCAGAUCUACUGACUUCAAUAGGUUUUAGUCAAGCCCUUCUGAUACAGGUAUGAGAACUGGAUCUAUGCAGUUAUAAGCUUCCAGCACUGAUGAUGACAGCUGCAUCUCAACACAAGUCAAACUGCAGAGGAGAGAAUGCUCAGACGUAAAGGAAUUGAUUUAACGUGAUUUAUCUCUUCACAAAAUUGACCAAAUAUUGCAGUUACCCACAACAUUUCUGUGAUUCUUGAUUUAAUGUGACAGACUUAGAUUUCUUUGAAGUUAUUUUGACUGAGUGCACAGCACACAUGGAAUUUGGUUUCUGGUUGCUGGCUGGAUGCCUCUAGACACAUAUGCUAAAUAUGAAUUUGAGAUGUGUUUUCUGUCAGUCUAUGGAGAUACAAAUUGAAAUGUGACUAUUUUACAAGCAAGUAAACUCAUUUAUUGGAAUACACAGUGACAGCAAAUGCAAAAAUCUAUUUGCUGUAGUCAGAUACUUUAAAAAGCAGAAGAGAACUACUUAUUAUUUUGUGGAUUUUUCUCCAAACACUGCAGUUUACCUCAAUCAGAUAAAUCAGAUAGUUACUUUCUUUUUUCCUUUUUUCUUUCCUUUCUUUCUGUGAAGAGUGUAGCACAGACAGCAGGAUUGGGUCUGAGGUUUUGAAAGCUGGACUGUAAUUAGAAAAAGUUAGGCACUUUUUGUAUCUUUGCAAUAUAUCUAAAGAAAACAGUGUUUUCCAAAACACUAUUUUUACAGAAGUGUCAUGCAGGAGAAAAACAACAAAAGAAGAUUGAUUUAUGAUAAUGAAAGAAAUUUUGAGAAUUCAUCUGGAUAUGAAGGGAAAAGGUCGUGUUGGCAAACUUCUAAAGAACCAUUUUGGGUUGGUUUAGCCUGGCUGACACAAAAUAUGUACCCGAAGAUCCAGUCCCUCCACGCCACCAUGACUGAUCUCUAAGACAGACAAAAAUACCUUUAAGUGUCUUAAACUGCUCCAGAAAAGCUAGCAAGGCUGGUCUUAACAUUACAGGUGUAUCUAAUUCAAAAAAUGAGGCACUUUUAUACCUUGCCUCCUGUGCCUAUGAAUGCAGCAAGCAAACAAAUAAAUAUAAAUGUCAGUCUUUACAGUCUUUACAAAUAAGGGGAGGGAAAGAAAAUAAAAGAAAGAAAAAAGGGAAAAAAGAAAAGGCUCCAGCCCAAGUUUCUGAAUGCCUGUUUCAGGUUGCUCUUCAUGGUCUCUAGGCAGAAAUGGUUUCUCCCAGAGAGGAUUGGUAAUGCUGACACUGAUCCUCCCUGCUUAAGAUUGUAUUUUCAUCACCAUAAAUGCAGAGCAGCCUUGCAGAAUUUCAUUCCUCCUUUUGCUCUGGAUGAGUAAUUUUUUUAAUAGGAGAACAAACUCUCCUCUGUGAGGUUUUUUCCCUCCCAUCAUUGUUAUCCUAACAAAAUUCUGUGGCUUAGAUAAUUUUCAACAUGAUUCUGCAAGGCUGAUAUCAAAACAGAUAUAUGUGUGUAUAUAUAUAUAUGGAGAUUGAAAAACUAUUUUAUGUAUACAUUUAUCUUAAUAUAAAUUAUAUCAACAGUGGCCUUUGUGGCCUAGAAAAUACUUUUUGUAAUGUGGUACUGUAACAGUCAAUAGUUAAUUAAAUAUUCUUUGCACUUUUUUGCACCUAAUAUCCAAAAAGCGAACAAAUUCACGAUCAAAUGUAGCAUUAGUGUUCAGCAAUGAGCAACGUAUUUUUACCUAUUUUACUGUUCUCUGAGUAUCCUGUGUGUUUCAUCAUAGGUAGCAAGGUAUUUCAAGAUUCAUUUUCUUAAAUUUUAAUUGUUGUUAAAUACCAAAGGCUCAGCUUGUGCCCCUUUGUUGUGUUAUUUUUGGUAUUGUUAAUAACAAUAGUGAAUGACUUCUGUGUCUAAACCUGAUUGAUGGGUGCUCUACAUCUAGAAGAAAUCAGACUGCGAAAUCAUCUGGACAUCUAGCUUCAAAAAUGUUCCCUUAAGUAUUUAUCUUUAUUCUCUUAGCAGUGAUUAAUAGAACUAGAGAAAAAGAUUUAUUUUUUUUCUUCAUUGUUUCCUUAGCCAUCUCAAAAGAUAGGACAUGUACUUAGCAUAACCCAUCCAUUGGCUUUAAAGCCUGGUUCACGAGUUACUCUCAGUGACAUCACAAAAGCACCAAGGAAGAGCUUAGCACAGUUUAAGUCAAGGAAUAUGUGCUCAAUGCAUAUCUUUAUUAAGGAAUUCUAAAUAUUUAAAUUUGGAAACUUGGAGCAGUUACAAGUUCUCUGCUCCCAUCCUGAUUUUUUUUUCUGCUUAUCCACAUUUCUCCCAUAUCUCAUGUAUUACCCUAAUUUGGGAAAAACAAAUGUGGCAAAAGGCUGGUUUAAAAUAUAUUGUAGUACUUUUACAACAGUUAGAAAAUCUUCCUUUCCUAAAGGCCUAAGCUAUUUUACUUGAAGCUCUUUACUUUACAAAAGAAUUGUAUUUGCAUGGCCUGAUUUUUGGGUUUUUUUGUACUCUCACACUGCACAGGUGAGCACAAGUCCACAAAGAUUGAAACCAUGUUCUGCACUCCAUGACCUCAGCUUUGGACCCCAACAUUUUACAGUCCUGCUGACAUGGCCCUUCCCCUCUCCCUCCCAGCAAGUAACCAGCUCUUUCCUCACCAUCUUUUGUCUAUGCUGGUCUUAGGGAUAUGAAUAUUGGUCAAAGUGGCCAGCAACUUCCCCUGCAAAAUUUCUUCUUCAAUAAAUGCAAUUCUUUGGACUACUUAUGUUUAACAAAAUUAUACAUUUUUCUUAAAGAAUCACCACUACUUCCAAUAUUUUUGAAGAAAAUGUUGAGCUACCAAUAAAUGUUUUCAUUGGGUUGAUUUUUUCAAGGGAAAAAGCAUUUACCUAAUUUAUUUCUGUGGGUGCAUUUUUGUAGCAAUAUUAAGAAAAACUUUAGUUAAAAGACUCAUUUGAUUCAUCCUUUUCUCCUCUUUCUCAGCUUUUUAAUUGGAUUCAAUGUAAUUCCUUUAAAAAUUUCUAACAUCAUGACGUACAACAUAUACAUGAUAGUCUAGUUACAAGAUUAUUUUGCUAUCUCUUUUUUAUAAAUUUUUAUAUGUACUAACUUUAUAUUGUACUCCAUUAAUUUAACAGGCUUUUUACAUCUGAAACAGUUUGUCUGUAUUUUUGAGUGAGCAAACAUUCAAAAGAAGGGUAUUUCAGAACUCAGUAAUAGAGUUCUUCUUCUGCUGGAAAUGUAACAUUUUUUAGAAAUCCAUAAAUGUGCCUGCCAAAUUUGAAAAUCACCUUUUUUGAGCAUGCAAAAACCUAGGUUUGCACAUACAAGUACUUGCACUUGCUGGAUGUACAAUCACUAUUAUUUAGCACUCCUGUUACAACAGAACACUCACAGUUAAUCAGAAAAAUGUUUCAGUUCAUGAUAAACACUUGACAAACCUGUACUGUGUGACAGUUCCUUGACCUGACAAGUUCAUAUGACAUUAUUUCUACAAAUGAAAGGCUUGAAAAUUUGGUAGCUCCUAAAACAUGAUGUAUAUGUUAAUCAGACAGUGAGGUGACUUUUGGACAAAGCUCAUGUAAUAUCUGUUGGACCAUCCAAAAUAUGGAUAAAAUAUAGCAUAUAUAGAAGAACUAUUAAUGCAGGUUUUGAUGGGACAUUUUCUCUCUCAUUCACACCACAGCAGAGACUCAAUUUAACUCAAGAUUCACUUUCAUUUAGGUUCUGAGUAUUGCCAGUCUAAACUGAGCUCACUGAAAACAGCUAAAUCAUGGCACAGAGCAGACCCAGAGCUAAGAAAUAUGAAGAUAAAUGUGACAGUAGACACAAAGCUGUUCCAUGCAUCUGAAAAUGCCCUGAAAUUAAAACCUUCCUCCUGAAACUGAUAAUAACUCCAGGAGUUUUACCACUUCUCCUUUCUUUCUCUGCUGUAAAACAGGAUAAAAGAACCACAUUCCUGAAGAAGCAUCAGCAUUAAGCAUAGGAGUUUACUGAGGUGCUGAUCACAACCAUUUGUCUUUUCCAAGGCAAAUAAUACCUUAACUUCUAAAAGUGUCUUUUGUUUACUUAUCUAGAUGAAUAAAUAUCUCCUGCACAAGGCACUUUUCCUUAACCCUGGAAAAUGGUAGGUUUUUAACAGCAUGAAGGAAACCAGGAACCAGAAAUCUAAGAGAAAGUGGUGAAGCUGCAGGUGGGAUUUGAAUUUCACAGGGCAAUCUGGUCAGGAAAAAUUGAACUAACACCUUCAAUCUUGUGCUGAGUGCUAAGGGAUGCUUGAUGAUAGCAGGUGCUCAGGGCUGUGAUUUGAUGUUUUAUCUGAUAGCACCUCUACAAUGUUGCUGUUGCUGGGAAACCUCUUUACAGGCUCAGGGAGGAGAAUGCCUCUGCUAUUGCCAGGUGAAAUUUUUUCCACCCAAGUGUAGACUGUGAUUCUUGUGUUCCAUGGGGCUCAGUCGCCUGGAAGGGCACAAAGCAUGUUAAAUUUGCAGAACAGGAAAAACAAAUUUGGCUCUGUGCCAUCAUGGGGACUAGUCACUUUGUGGGUAUUAAAGACAAGUGUUUGUGCCUUGCUGAUCCAAGGGAGGACAUUUCUUACAGCACUCUGUGGCUAAGCUGUGUGCUGAGCCAUGUCGAUGCUUUUGAAGAUCCUCAGUACCAACAUUGUCAAAAUAUAACCAAUACAUAUAAAUACAGGUUAAAAAGAUUGCCAGAACACCAAAGCUCCCUCCUGUGGAAAAGGAAUGAUGACUCUGAAAAAUAAAUCAAGGCAUCAUGUUCUGGAAGCUGAAUCUGCAGGGAGUCACAGAGCUUCUGUGAUGAAAGUGGCACUGCUCUGUAAUAAUUUAUGAAUACAAUAUGUUGAGUUGACUAUUGGUCCUGAACCAGGUGAGUUCAAUAAAUCUACUUUAGGGAAAAACAGGCAGAAAAUGUUUGACAGGGGAGUGUCUCUCAGGAGCAAAUGAGUUGUAUAAAAUGUUAAUGUCCAUCUUGGUGGCCUGGGAGAGUCUGCUGAUGCUAUAGCCAGCCUGAAAAAUGCAUCUCAUCUAAAAUGGAGAAAUCCCAAGCAGGCAUAAAGAAAAAGGCACAGGAAAGAUCAAGAGAUCCGAUUCAGAGCAGAAAAAUUUUAUGUCUGAGCAGGCUGGGGAUGCAAACUAAUACUGUAGAGAAAAUAGCCUUGGUUGCUCUCUCAUGCGGGGGUGGGAAAGCUUGAGACAGGACAAAUAUGCAUAUAGACUGUUAUUUUCAAUUCCAUUUAUUUAAAAUAUUUAAGUUUGCAUAUUUAAGAUUAAAUAUUUAAAUACCAUUCUAUUUUUAAUGAAGUGGAGUAUUCACAGACUCUCUAAAAGAAAAGUUGCACAUCCAUUCAGACUGUCUGUAUUGGCACAGUUAAGACAGACACAGUGUCCCAAAGCCCAGCAAAAAUUAAAGAAUUGUGAAAUCCUACCUCUGCCCUGGAGAGGUGAAGUUGGGAAGCCUGACACAAAAAAAGAACUGAAAACAGACCAAGGAACAGAUGAGGGCACAGUUAUUGCAUCACAGCUUCAGGGUUCACGAAGUCAUUGAUUAGAAAAUAGUGCCAGAAACAUGGUUUCAUGGCAGCAACCUACCUUUUAUACCAUUUUCCUCUCUUUCAAAAUACAAGCAUAUAAGUGUCUUUGAGAGAUUGCUUUUAAACAGUUUGGGAUAUUUUCAUACCUUAUAAAUUCAAGACUCUGAAGUAAACUAAAUCUAUCCAUGCAUCCAUCCAUGAGGAAAAUAAAAUAAAAUUCAAACAAAAGCAAGGAGUAAAAACUUUCUGUACAAUAAAUAAAGCCCUAGAACAUGCUUAAAAUUGCUUUCCUGUGUAGAAUAAUGGUGUAGAUUUAAGAUGUAAUAUGCUGGGGCCUCUUAGUUUAGAAAGGAAUGAUGUGUUUCUGAUUGUAAAGCAGUAUUUUCCUGCAGGUAUAGAAUUCCUAGUUGCCUGGCCCUGUGUGAUUUCAAGCAUCAGAAAUGUUAAAACAAAUAUUCAUCAACAUCACAGACAGGAAUUUUAGGCACUUAAGAUUAGCACUGAAAAAAAGGAAUGUGGGGUUUUUGGGACACUUUCUAGGUUAAUUUCAGGAGAAAUUGUAGACUAUUGGAUGUUUUUGUGAAGCAGAUACAUUUCCAUAAAAGUAGUCUGAAAGAGGAGAGAGAAAAAAGGUCAAGUUUCUUUUUUCAAUGUGCUAUGAGUUGAGACUGAUAAUAGGAUCAGAAGGGAAGAGGACUGAACAAGAUAUUUAAAAUCUCUUAUGACAUCUGAUCCAUAGCAGGAGACAAGAGAGGAGGGGAAAAGCCUAUAGAGUAUGAAGAGAACCCUCUGGAAAAUUAAAAAAGCAAACAGACAAACAAGCAAACAAACAAAAAUCCCAAAAAGCAAAAAACCUGUUAAAAGGCAAAGUGGAAAAUAUAAAAAGGGGUUGAAUAGUCUUUUCAAUAGAGAAAAAUAUAUGUGUAACAAAUAUUCCAAAUAGAAAGGGAUUUUUGACAUGAUUCCCCUGCCUUUGUAUGGCCAUUUGCAAGCUCGUGAGGGUAGUUGCAGCCAAUUUCAGAACCUGAGUCUGUUCUUAAAAUACAAACAACCUUCUGCCCCACAGAUCUUGCUCUCAGAGGGUUCACAGUGCAAAGAGCACUGGUAGUUGCUCAUGACAUGUCCUAUUUCCCUGGCCUUUUUAUUGCAGGACAAUUGAGGUAAAAAAAGGAUAUUUCCCACAUGUGCUCAGACACAUUCCUCUCUGGAUGCUGUAAUGGCCUCCUAUUUAUUUGCACCUGACAUAGGUUGGAAGAUCUCCAACAGGUGAAAAGAAGAUUUUUAAAUAAUGUCGCCUCUUCACCUUAUCAAAGGUCCUGACAAAGAGUGCUUGAAUAACCAAUAGGAAACAGCUCUGGAAAUGCUGCUGUGGUACACAAGGUACUGGUUUUGUUCUCAAGUUAAGCCUCAGCUAAUACCACGAAACGGUGAACAAGUCAUUGGGCUGCUGCAGGUGCUAAUUCUCUGAUGACUCAAAAAAUAUGAAGUCAAAAUUACAGUGUAUUUCUCCCCUAAUAUCCCACAGGUCUUUGUGUAUGAAUAGAGUCCUGGAACUGAGGUUUCAGCCAAAUUCCAUCUCCUCCUGUUCUUCCAAUUCAUGGAGGUUCAGCAGAAAAAUGAAUUCUUAUUCCUUUGUCACAUAGUAGCGGGUGUACUGUGAAUGCUUCACCCUGGGAGUGGCUGCCUCUUAUUAAAAAUCUGAGUGAUCAACAGAGGACCAUUACUUCCCUCACCACGGUUUUCUGAGGCUUAAUUGUGUAAUAAUAGUUAUGAGGGAAAUGACUGCAUAGCUGAACAAGACAGAGAAUUGCCAGCUGUAAUUAUUUUUGUCAAAUGGGUAUGUGUAGAUGGGUGUGUCUUUCUUCUUCAUGUAAAUGGAGAUUUGGCUACUGCAGAAAAUGAAAAAGGAGAUUUUAGGGACUCUCCAAAGAGCAUAUCACACUCCUACAUCUAUUCCUUUCAAGCCUCAUGUAUUAUAAGUGUUUAAUUAUCUUAAUUAUCCUUAUAGCACAAGAACCUGAUUAAUUUAUUUAAACCUACAACCUUUUCAGUUCUUAAUCUACAAAGGCAACUUUGGGCUAUGGAAUCAGAGUCACUAAUGAGAAAGUAUAGCUUUAUCUUAGCCAGCAGCCGAAAUCUGCACAGCUGGACCUUUUCUGUGUUCCUCUAAAAGGGAGCCUGGCACUAUUGCACUUUAGCUACUUGCCAGUAGCAGACAAACAAUUGUAGGUCAUAGCCAGGUUUCAGAGAAAUUCUGAGGAUUAACCCCUCAAAUCCUGGCUCUUAUUCUGCCUGCCCUCCAGGCACAGGGCAGUCUAUGAAGUCAAAGACCAGUUCUACCCAAAGAGGGCUUGAUGAGUAAUCUGUGCUGAGAAAAGAGAUUUCAUUCAAAUUAUGCCAACAUAGCUUUUAAAUUUUUCUUUCCUUUUUUUUUUCAAUGUACUGUUGUUAAAAAUUGACUUUUUUCUCAAGACAGAACAUUCUAAUUUAAUCUCUAGCAGGGCAAAAAAUGGUAUAAAAGUACCAAUCUACUCAUGCACUGAAAAUAAUACUGAUGCAAAAAAAAAAAAAAAAUAAAAAAAGCCUUUCAGCAAAAAAUAUCUGUGGCAGCAAAAUAUAAAGAUGCUGGCAAAAAGGCAUUUUCCUUUAUAUGUAACUUUUUCUGACUAGAAUUAGAGUAUUCCACCUCCCUUUUUGGGCUAUCUCAAGAAAAAAAUAAAACGGUAAAAAAAUCUAAUGUAGUUUUAAUAGUUAUUGGAAUAAUACAGCACAAUAAAAAUUACUCAAUUCAGCCUCUUAAGGUGUAAGUAUUAACAACACACAUUAAUUUAUAUAUGCAUUUAUAUUUGCAUUCCUAAAAAAUCUAGUUAUCACCCUAUUCCAAAUAUACAAGAAUUCUAGCAUGCUUUCAAAAGGAGCUUUUGGGCUAAUCACUUGCUACUUUAUGGGCCAAUAGUUCUUGUAUUGAUUAAAACAAAAAUAUUUUCCUAAUAUCAUGACAAUAUACCAUUAAAUGUAUCCAGCAAAGUCAUUCUGUAGGCCUUUUUAAUAUGUCAUUUCCUCUGAAAGCACUCUGAACUUGGCCAGCCCAGCACUGAAAUCCAGCAGGACCAUUGCUGUUGAUUUCAGUGCCCCCUGCAUCAGGUUACAUGUGAGGAUGUGUCAUAGCAUCUUAGGAAAUGAGCCCAGUCUCAAGGCAAACAGAAUUAUUUCCCUUACAUCCACCAUGGAUUUUUGUCACUUUCUGACAGCUCAGACUCUAUUAGAAAUCUUCAGCGCAUCUCUUUGGUAUGAGCUACUAUUGCAAUUGCUGAUUUUACUAAUACUGGUAGGAAAGAUGAGCCUCAGCUGCCUGACUUCAUAAAUAAAAAUGUCUGGUGUAUGUAGUCAGACAUGGAGGUGAUGUGUUUUUACAGAUUUUUCCUUUUUAAUGGUCGCCACAAAAUGGUUUAAUGGUUUCCACAAAAUGCCAUUUUGUUCUGUAGCUCAGAGGGUGUGUGUAUAGACUAAAACUUUGAUAUGGAAUUUUUAGAUAGUCCUGUUGCACAUCAGAUAUAAAGCACUUCUUUUGAAUCUAUAUUUCUAUGGAAAAAAUGUUGAACAAAGUUUAAUUUUGUUAAAUAACUAGAAAACUAUUUCUCAGUAGAAGGAAAAAGCCUAGAUAUAUACUUAGUAUUGGUCCUUGUUUCUUUUUCUUCCACGUGUAGGCCUAAAUUCUUUCUAUGCUUCUCUACUUAGGUUUCUGUAGGAUAUGUUAGACUUAAAUGCACAUGUCUAAGUAUGGGAUAUGGAUCGUUUUAUAUCCUAGAAGUUGGCAAACUGGCAUCCUGAUUUGGAGAGGCACUUCUGACUUGUGCUUUCUCCACUUUCUGGGGGAGAUCACGAGGGUGCUUGUUCAGAAAACCAUGUGGAAUAGUGUGUUAACUCUGACCUGUUAACCUCAGCUCCCUCCAUGGCAGUACAGCCCUGCUGGCUGGGAUGGGAGCAGGCAAAGCCGGAUGGCAUCUCCUCCUUGCCCUGCUCUGCCCAGCACCCACCACCUCGGGCAGCAGGACUGCAGCACCAGCUCCUCUGAACCAUCCAGGCGCUCCUCCAACCACGAGGGGAGUCCCAAAAAGCUUCUCCUUCCUUUCCAUGAGCUUGUAGUCCAUGCUGCAUUCGAGCUGACUUCAGUGCACUCCUUGUGAGAACUGAAGCAGGGGGAGGGAACAGAAAUCAGCCACAUCUUUGCUUCAGCACAGAGCAUCCUGUUUUCCUGCUAGAUGCUUGUUUGUGGGGAAGGCAUUCUCCAGAGUGUGUGCUUCAAAAGGUAGGAAGUUAAAAUGGAGUUCCUGGCCACAGGAAGUAUUGACAGCUAAAAAACCCCACUUAGUAUUUAAACACUUAAUAUCUGAUCUCUUAAACGAAAGCACCCAACACAAUGUCUGUCAGGAUUUGCUGUGACAGUGAGGGCUCAGGAUUAGGCCCUAAAUGGCCCAAACUCUAACAGAACUCCUACCUUUAAAAUAAUCUUUAUUAUUAGAUCAGAAAUGUUGCCAAGUCUAUGUAGCUUACAAAGAACUGCAGAGUUCUAAGAUUUUGUCUCUUCUUGCUAUGUGGUGUUGGCUGACCAAGGUCUAUUAUUAAAUACCUGACUGUUUUAGUACCCUUUAUUCAGUGUUCAUGAUGUGACUUUUUAAAUGAAGUCUGUGAUUUGAUACCUAGACAUUGUUCAAGUCAAUAUCCUUGGCUUCUGCGUUAUAGAGACAAGAAAACAAAACUUUUUGAACUUGUGUUACUGGCUUUUUGUAUGCGCUAAAUGGCCAUUUGUGAAACUUGACAACAUAAAUUGUACUACUGAUAGUAAAUGGGUUUUUUGCACUAGCCUUUGAGAGCUGUAACACAUUUCAGUAUUUUUACAAUGUAUUCUCUAGAAAGUGUGAAUCUAUUUGUCAGUUCUGAAAAAAAAUAUGUAACAAUGAAACCUCAAAAAUGUUAUGAAGUGUACAGUUUGUGAUAAUUUUAUAUUUAAAAAAACAAGAAAAAUCAAAGAGUUCAUUUGAAAUAAUUUUAUUCUAAUUGUUUCAUAUGUAUUUUGAACAAGAAAUAAAGUGAUUAAAAUUA